Rana temporaria (common frog) is the source of this 2742-nucleotide messenger RNA. RefSeq names its product protein ALP1-like. The record is from RefSeq and is a predicted model, not a curated record. The transcript is spliced from 3 exons. Lineage: Eukaryota; Metazoa; Chordata; Amphibia; Anura; Ranidae. The coding region runs from base 123 to 1319 and encodes 398 amino acids.
CAAUAGGAAAAAUUAUCAUCCCUGACAUCACUUGUUGCUAUCCUAGGAUUUUUUUUUUCCUCUUCCUGUGUUAAUAUACCUCUUCCGGGUCAUCAUUGUGCUUCCGACUCCACACUGAGAAAAUGAGCGACGAUGAGAUGGCAUGUAUGCUGGCAGCAGCCACCGCCACCUCGUAUAUGCUAUACCAGGGACAGAGGAGAAGGAAGAGGGCACGGAGAUACUGGAUCCACCCUGUUAUUGCCGGUCGGGAAGAGACAGGCCAAUUUUGGGUCCUUUAUAAUGAUCUCCGAGAGCACGAGGAGAAAUUUCUGGACUACACCAGGAUGUCAAUUAAAAGCUUCGAUGAGUUGCUUGAACUGCUCAGCGGUAGAUUACAGAGGAUGGACACCUUUUUCCGCAAUUCCAUACCCCCUGUGGAGCGACUUAUCAUCACACUGAGGUAUUUAUCGACUGGACAGUCUCUAGGAAGUCUACAUUAUGCCUUCCGUAUAGGCAAGUCGACAGCGAGUUACAUCAUACGUGACACCUGCUCUGCUAUAUGGGAGGUUCUCCAUGAAGUAGUUUUCAAGAAACCUACUGCACAGGAAUGGGCACAGAUUGCGGAGGUAUUCUGGCAACGCUGCAACUUUCCCAAUUGUGUCGGAGCAAUAGAUGGGAAGCACAUUAGGAUUGUGAAGCCCAUGACAAGUGGAAGCGAAUUCUUCAAUUACAAGAAAUAUUUCUCUUUUGUAUUGAUGGCUGUAGCAGAUGCAAACUACUGCUUUACAUACAUAGACAUUGGGUCAUAUGGCAGCAGCGCGGACUCAACUAUCUUUGGGAACUCUUCCUUUGGUCAAAUGCUGCGAACAGAUGGUCUUGACCUACCAGAAUGCAGUCCACUACCAGGCACAAAUGGCCCUCCCCUACCCAGUGUAUUUGUGGGUGAUGAGGCCUUUUCUUUGGGGACAAAUCUCCUACGGCCUUAUUCGGGUCAUAGUUUAACACAGGAGAGGAGCGUAUUCAACUACCGCCUAACCAGAGCACGGCGAGUAGUUGAAUGCGCUUUUGGUAUACUUGCCAAUAAGUGGCGGCUCCUGCACACUCCCAUUGUGUUAAACAUGCAAAAUGCCGUCACUGCUGUCAAAGCUGCGUGUGCCUUGCACAACUUUGUGAGGCAGCGCGAUGGCUUUGAUUUUGAAGAGCCGGUUGCUGAGACUCUGGAAAGAGCUCAGUGGACUGGUGUCCGUGGGAACAGGCAGGGUUCAUAUGUCCGCGAUCAGUAUGCGGCAUAUUUCAUGUCUCCUGCAGGACAGGUACCAUGGCAGCUGGAUUCUAUUUAAUUAUUAACAUUAUUAUUUUUUUGUGAAUAUGCUGUUGUGAUAAAAUAAAAAUCUUUGAUUUAUGUAUUAAGAAGUCUCAUGUUUAUUUUAUUUUUAUAUUUUUUUAACUUUUGGUGCAUUAUCCCUAUGAUGUCAAAUUCGGGGUCAGAGUGUCAGGAUGGGAAGAACAACUCACGGGUCCUGCAUCAGUGGGAACAUUAGGGUUGGUGGUUACUAGGAAGGGGAGUAUCUCCCCAAUGGGGCACUGUACUGUAUUAUUCACUGAUAACAAUGAUGGUAUACUAAUCCUCCUAGGUGGAAUAGUAUACCAUCAUUGUUAUCAGUGAAUACUACAGUACAGUGCCCCAUUGUUGUUGUCAAUGGGGGGGAUAGUGCGUCAUGACAUUGGAAGGUGUUGUGUCCAAAGGGCCGGACAAAGGCUAGCAAACGGCCAAAUCUGGCACUCGUGCAGCAGCAUAGGUGCUUAUAAAAGGUGGUGGCAAUAGAUAUUUUAUUUAACCACUUCAAGACGGCCAUCAGCACAUAUACGGCCACAGGGUGUUUCUACUUCUGUGGUGGUCCGUAUUUGUACGGCUGACCCUUCCCUCUUUCACCACGCGCGCUCCUGAGCGCCCAGCGGGGAACUUCUGUGCUGGCCGUGUACCUUUGACACAUCAAAUGACAGAACACUGUGAAAGACACAUUUGAGUGACCGUUUGAUAGAAAAUCUGUGCGGCCAAUUAGAGACGAUCUCAUAUGUAAACAGAUGAGAUCAUUUCUCAUUGGCGGCUAACAAAAUGACAACGUCAUGUGAGGGAGAGAGGAGACCGAUCUGUGUCUCUUGCAAAUAGUGACACAGGUCUGUCACCUCCCCCAGUCAACCCCCUUCCUCCACUGUUACAACACUAUAUUGAGUACACAUUCCCUUCCUCACCCCCCUAGUAUUAAGCAAUUCCCUCCCAGUCACAUUACUGCAAAAAAUGUGAAAGGCGUUAAAAAUUGUGUCAAAAGUGUACGAUGUGUCCGCCAUAAUGUCAGUCUUGAGAAUAUACCUACAAAAUAGUCUUACCUGUAGAUAAAAGUCAAAAACCAUGGGUUUACAAACAUUGAAUUUCCAAAAAUAAAAUAUAUAUAUCAUCUACUUAUGUUCAUUUGACUGUUUGCAGGAGUUUACCUUUUUUAUCCUUAUCAGUUAUUUGGGUCCAGUUCUGGUAAAUCUGAGAGCCAAUUUGGUCCCAUGCCCUCCUCCGAACGGUUCGCAGGCUGUAAGAUGGAUGCUUAAUGUCAUGAAGGCAGGGGUGCUCCUUGACCAUCCUGAUAAAUUUUUCAGGGUCUAGGAGGGAGAGGGUUUCAUCCAUGUCUGAAUCCAUGCUGCAGUGUGAUAUACUCCUAUGGAAAAUGGUGAUUUUUGGACUUCCUGUUUGAGAUUAUGUACUUUUCUUUU